Molecule: messenger RNA, 1707 nt
Organism: Balaenoptera acutorostrata (minke whale)
Lineage: Eukaryota; Metazoa; Chordata; Mammalia; Artiodactyla; Balaenopteridae
Gene: GPATCH2L
Product: G-patch domain containing 2 like
Source: RefSeq, a predicted model, not a curated record
UGCGUGACUCGGACAGCCUUUGUCUCCCCGAGUGCUUGCCUGGCCCCGGGACCCUCUCGGACUCUGCAUCCAGGGAGGGUGGGAGUUCCAGGGUUCUCCUGUCACCUCCUGUUCGAACUGCAGCCUUUGAGCCUGGCAUUCGACUGCACAGUCAACUGCAAGUUGUUUGGUAACUUCGUUUCACGUUAAAGUUUGUACAGUUCUGCUUGAGUUUUUAAAGCAGUAGUUCUUUAUUAGGGAAAUAGAUGUGGCCUCAUGGAUGAGCUGGUACAUGACUUAGCCUCAGCCUUGGAGCAGACAUCUGAGCAGAAUAAGCUUGGUGAGCUGUGGGAGGAGAUGGCGCUGAGCCCUCGGCAGCAGAGGCGGCAGCUUCGCAAACGGAGAGGCCGGAAGCGCCGUUCAGACUUCACUCACCUGGCAGAGCAUACCUGCUGCUACAGUGAGGCCUCUGAGUCAAGUCUGGAUGAGGCCAUCAAGGACUGUCGAGAAAUGGCCCCAGUCACCAAUUUUAGUGACUCUGAUGACACUAUGGUAGCCAAACGGCACCCAGCUCUUAACGCCAUUGUUAAGAGUAAGCAACAUUCUUGGCAUGAAUCUGACUCCUUUACUGAAAAUGCGCCUUGUCGACCGCUCAGGCGCCGGCGGAAGGUGAAGCGCGUAACAUCAGAGGUGGCUGCCAGCCUUCAGCAGAAGCUCAAGGUGUCAGAUUGGAGCUAUGAGAGAGGCUGCAGGUUCAAGUCUGCGAAGAAGCAGCGUCUGUCCCGCUGGAAGGAGAAUACUCCCUGGACCUCAUCAGGUCACGGGUUGUGUGAAGCAGCAGAAAAUAGGACCUUCCUAAGCAAAACGGGAAGGAAAGAAAGGAUGGAGUGUGAAGCAGAUGAACAAAAACAGGGCUCUGAUGAGAAUAUGUCAGAAUGUGAAACCAGCAGUGUGUGUAGCAGCAGUGACACAGGGCUCUUUACCAACGAUGAAGGACGGCAAGGGGAUGACGAGCAGAGUGAUUGGUUCUAUGAAGGAGAAUGUGUCCCAGGAUUCACUGUCCCUAAUCUUCUGCCCAAGUGGGCUCCUGACCAUUGCUCUGAAGUAGAGAGAAUGGAUUCUGGACUGGAUAAACUUUCAGAUUCCACAUUCCUUUUACCUUCUCGGCCAGCUCAAAGAGGGUACCAUGCUCGCUUUAAUCGUCUGCCUGGAGCUGCAGCUCGAUGCCUCAGAAAGGGGCGAAGAAGGCUUGUUGGGAAGGAGUCCAGCAUGAGUAAUUUGGGAACUGAGAGGAUAAGCCACCUCAUUGUGACCCUCGGCAGAAAGAAAAGAAUAAAGCGUUGGCUUCUGAUUUUCCUCACAUUUCUGCUUGUGCACAUGAGUUUAAUCCUCUUUCUCCCCUUUACUCCCUGGAUGUUCUUGCUGAUGCUUCUCACCGAAGAUGUUCACCAGCACACUGCUCUGCCAGACAGGCAAACAUACACCUGGGACCGCCAUGUUCACGUGACAUCAAGAGGAAGCGGAAACCUGUGGCUACAGCAUCUCUGUCCAGCCCAAGUGCCAGGUCUUGGACUGGUAAGGAGGCCUGGGCCCACUUCUACAUAUAAGAAGGCUACCCCCCAUCUAGUACUUGCUUCAGUUUUUACUUGCUGCUGUUGGUAUGUAAAACAUGAGUUGCUCGAUUCUACCUACAAGCAGAAAACAGCCUCCUAGUCCUGGCCACUCCGG